AUGAGCAGGUACAUUAGUGGGGUUGAACCAAGAAUUUGCAGAGUCAACCCGAAGGCCGUUUACAUCCAUUGCCGUGCCCAUGUGUUAAAUCUCUGUAUUGUGCAUGACUCUAAACUCCCAAUUGUUCGAAACAUAAUGGACACGAUGCAGGCGGUAUCUUUGGCGUUCAAUUUCUCAGCCAAGUGCCUUCUUGUGUUUGAAGAACAACUGGGAAACAGUGCAGCUGUAGGGGAAAAGAUGGGCAAAAGAUCAAAGCUAAAGAUUCUUUUUGAAACGCGUUGGGCAUCUCAUGCUGACUGUUUAGAUGUGUUCGUCACCUCAUUCGAAAUAGGUCUUGAAGUUUUGAUGUCUAUUGCGAGGUUCUUUAUUGAAAUAAUAAAAGAGCUAUUGAAUAAGUAAUUAUGGUCAUUGACUAGUACGUGAUGGAAGCUCAACCUGAGUUCAUUUCAGAUAAUCUAAUUUCUCUCAGGUUAUUGUGGAUACCCUUCAGCAGUUGAGUGAAGGUGGCGACAGCAAGGCCAGGGGAUUAUACACAUCCAUUCUUAAAUGGGACUUUAUAAUAACAUCUGUUGUUCUCCAAUACAUGUUUUGCAAUACUCACCGACUAUCAGUGCAUUUCCAGGUCAGUUUUACGCCCACUUAAUUUUCCUAUACUGCUACUUGCUUCUCUGUGGUGUUAAGUUCGCUGUUUCAAAACUACGUUAGGUCAUUAUGUAGUGUAUUUUAUGGCUCUAAGUAACUGUAUAUAAAUACUCCUUGAGUGUCAAUACUGUUGCUGUUUCUACUGCCUUUCUAAGAUGCUGACUUUUCCCUGCAAGAGCCCCGAUCUGGAUUUACUGCAAGCGUCUGAAGAAGCCAGAGUCUGUGUUUCAGUCUUGAGAGUGGAGAGAGGUGAUGACGGUGUAUGGGAUGCCUUGAUGGAAAAGGCGACAUCAGAUGCAGAAGUGUACGAAAUCCAACCAUGUAUACCCAGGACAACUCGAAGGCAAGAGCAUCGUCGAGGCUAACACAGUGUCUUCAUACUUGAAGAGGAGCCUGUAUCUUCUCUUUUUAGAUCCCCUCAUCAAAGAGCUUGAUGAGCAAUUAGUCAAACCUCUCCCUGGCUUCCAAGCGCAGCUACUCAUUCCUGGUAAGUUGUAUAUAUAUAUAUAAGUAAUAAGAAGGCUGCAGGAAAAGGUGACAGUCAGAGAACAGAACAGAGAAACGAAGCCAUGGGCCUAAAAGCUACAUAUGUUGUUUACCCUACUGACGGCAGAGAGAUCACUGCUCCUAUGCUAUAAGCAUAAAACAACAUUAAUUCUUUAAUUCUAUUUUCCAGCGAAGCUCAUUGAGCUAACAGAAAGAGCCAUGGAUGAUAUCUACAGCUACUUCGGCAGUGGCAUGGACAUCUGUCAGGGCGAAUUUUAA
Molecule: messenger RNA, 1407 nt
Organism: Porites lobata
Lineage: Eukaryota; Metazoa; Cnidaria; Anthozoa; Scleractinia; Poritidae
Source: the annotation of a GenBank genome assembly